This is a messenger RNA of Penicillium angulare, 1362 nucleotides long. RefSeq names its product NAD(P)/FAD-dependent oxidoreductase. The transcript has 4 exons. The record is from RefSeq and is a predicted model, not a curated record. The coding region runs from base 1 to 1362 and encodes 453 amino acids. Gene Ontology annotation, molecular function: oxidoreductase activity. NCBI's taxonomy places the organism in Eukaryota, Fungi, Ascomycota, Eurotiomycetes, Eurotiales, Aspergillaceae. Gene Ontology annotation, cellular component: cytoplasm.
AUGUCGUCUGAAAAUAAACAAGGAUUCCCAGCCCAUAAUCCCUUGACUUCUUACUGGCUCAAGGAUCCUCAUCCGUUAGCAUCGUUUAGGUCUUCAGAAUAUGUCCCACAUGAGUGCGACAUCGCGAUUAUUGGCACCGGUCUAGCUGGCGUGGCAACUGCAUAUCAUAUACUUUCAGAUCCGAGUAUCAAUACAGCAAAAUUGAAAGUUGUCUUGCUGGAAGCGCGUCAAGCCUGCUCGGGCGCGACCGGGCGUAAUGGAGGACAUCUUAAAUUGGCAGCAUGGAUUGCUCGGCACACUAUCCUGAAUUUUGGAUACCAGGCUGCGGAGGAGGUCGUCGCACACCAGCUAAAUCAGUUGUCUGCUAUCCAUGGUAUUGCAGAGAAAGAAAAUAUCGAUUGUGAACUCCGUGUGACUCGCUCUUUUGAUGUAUUUUUUGAUGAGUCGCAUGCCUCUGAGACGAGAGAGUUUAUUUCUGCUUGUAAGGAAAAGGGAGUCGCAUGGGCUGAAGACAUCGAAUGGAUCGAGGCGUCUAGAUCGGAUGAGAUAACUGGUAUGAAAAAUACCAAAGGGGCCUUGGGUGUACCAGCAGUUUCUCUUUGGCCAUAUAAGUUGGUUACAGGUUUACUAGAAAAGGUAUUGGAACUCGGGGGGAAGCUCUAUACCGAGACAUACGUCGAGAAAGUGGAGGAACUGCGAAAUUAUACAAACCUUACUACUUCAAGAGGUAGUAUCAACGCAAGAAAAACCAUCUUUGCAACAAACGCCUAUACCGCGGCUUUGCUACCCCAGUUUGAAGGUGUCAUCACACCCUUCAAGGGUCAGAACUCUCAUCUUUCUCCAAUUCCGUCCUUUCACCCGACGAAGCCCCUUGAUUAUACGUAUAAUCUGCACUUCAACAGCAAGUAUGCCGACUAUCUUAACCCAAGACCGGAUAAUGGGAUAAUCCUUGGGGGUGGUAAAUGGACCUACGAAGAUAAACUAGAUCGAGCCGAAUGGUGGAAUACAACUGAUGAUACAAAUUUGAUCAAUGAUGCCUCCACGGAACAUUUUGACUUGGUGAUGGAGACCCAUUUUCAGGGAUGGGAGGAAGCUAAAGCUCAGCAUGAUUCAGUUUGGACUGGAAUCAUGGGACAGACACCAGAUAGUUUCCCACAUAUUGGAAGGGUUCCAGGUUCAGAGAAUCAGUGGUUAUUGGCUGGUUUUAAUGGGGCUGGGAUGACUAUGAUUUGCACUGCUUCGAGGGGAAUUGCGAGGAUGGUUUUGGAUGAACGAGAUUAUGAUGAGACGGGACUGCCGAAGGUGUUUAAAUCGACAUUUGAGCGGUUGGGUGUCAAGAAUUCGGGGUUUGCUUCUGAUUAA